UUGCUUGCUUCUGCCGGCUCUGACUAUUGGCUUUUCUCGUAUAGAUCCCACCCAUGCCUUGCUCCCCAAUUGAGUGAGCCCGCGAGUCCUUUGCAUGUUGUUUCGCUUUGGGAUGGCAACAAAGUUGAAACCACUGGAAAAAAAAAAACACUGUGACUUUGAUUAUUUUUUUCUCCCGCAUGAUCUCCAUUGCUUCACAUACUGCAUGAACCUCCCGGAGGACUGUGUAAAAGACGAGAGAAAAAUUCCGGCGGCAUGAGGUUUUGUAUGCACUGUUACCUCACGCUGCCUUUCUCCAUUUUUAGUGUGGAAACAAUCAUGAAAAAGAAGAACAAGGAUAGCGCAACGCGAGGAACAAGUAGAUGUGUUCGGCAUACUCACAUUAGCGACACAUCUUCAAAAAGUAAAAAGAGACGGUCGGUUAAUGGAGCGAAUCUUAACAGUAAGGAAAAACAGUUACAGGAAGAGUCAGUAAAAGUGGAUUUCAACAUUAGUGACCCCCAAAUCCCGUGGGACGGGCCGCGCUACCGGCUGCUGUCGGAGAUUGGACACGGAAGCUUUGGGGUUGUGUUCAAAGCAAUGAAUCGGCGCUCGGGGAGCCGUGUAGCAGUGAAGAAAGUCCGCUGCGACGCUCCCGAGAACGUGGAGCUCGCGCUGAGUGAGUUUUGGGCGCUUACCAGCUUGAAACAGCGGCACGAAAACGUAGUGGAGUUUGAGGAGUGCGUACUGCAGUACAACGGCAUGGGGCAAAGGAUGAAGCACGGCAAUCGGCGCUCUGAGCUCUACCUCCGGCUGGUAGAAACGUCACUGAAAGGAGAAAGAAUCUUGGGUAGUUCUUCGGAGCCAUGUUACCUGUGGUUUGUAAUGGAAUUUUGUGAAGGUGGAGACCUGAACCAGUACAUACUGUCACGGAAAUUAGACCAAGCAACAAAUGCCAGUUUUAUGCUUCAGUUAACUAAUGCCAUUGCAUUUUUACACAAGAACAAUGUUGUUCACAGAGACCUCAAACCAGAAAAUAUAUUGAUAACUGAGAAAUCUGGGGUUCCCAUUCUUAAAGUAGCAGACUUUGGACUUAGCAAAGUUUGCGCUGGGUUGACUGCAAAAGGAAAUGAAGAGGAAGGAGAGAACAAGCAUGUCAGUGUAAACAGAUUCUGGUUAUCUGCUCCUUGUGGGUCUGAUUUCUACAUGGCACCAGAGGUCUGGGAAGGACACUAUACAGCUAAAGCUGACAUUUUUGCUCUUGGCAUCAUCAUGUGGGCUAUGCUUGAGCGGAUAACAUUUGUUGAUGCUGAAACAAAGAAAGAAAUCUUGGGUGCCUAUGUCCUCCAAGGGACUGAAAUCAUGCCAGUUGGGGAAGCUCUGCUAGAGAACCCAAAGUUAGAAUUACACAUUCCACAGAAACCUAGAACUUCCAUGUCACAAGGCAUUAAACAACUGCUUAAGGAUAUGUUGUCUGUUAAUCCACAAGAUCGACCCGAUGCAUUUCAGCUAGAGACCAGAGUAGAUCAGGUUACCUUUGGUGCUUGAUAACCCCAAAUGGAUUGCUUUACAUUUUCAGGGACCUGAGAGUGACUUCAGAUUUUUUGGAAGACGCUUCAAAAUCAGGCAAAUAAACCAAGCUGUACCGAGAAGAUGCAAGAAGUUUUACUGAAAAAUUGUAAAAUAUUAAAAACUAUGCAACGAAUAACACCAGUCUUGCUUGGACAGAACUGUGGGUAGUGUGAUUACUUGUGGUCUUCAAACAUAUUGACCCCCAGAAGGCAGUUUUGUCCAAAUUCGGAUGCAGGAGUGUACAUUGUUUGCUUAUCAAUGUCCUGUUUAUAUCUGAGUGGAUAUAGAAACUGUCCCUUCACAGAAAUGGCCUUAACAGAACAUUCUCAUUUCUAUUUUCUGGAGUUGGUGUAUCAGAAGUCUGGUACUGGGAACAUGUUGGUAAUCGUUCUAUGCAAAAUUAGGCCGAGAUUGUUGGCCUUUGGUGUAGUUGUGGCUUGGGCUUUUUUAGAAGCUAGCUUGGUUAAGUUCCCCAGAUUAAUAUAUUCAAGAAGACAGUUACAGGGAUGAAUGGGUUGCUUUCUUUGGACUGAAAUUUUGUAUAGUGGGGCUUGGGUUCAUUUUGUUGGAUGUUACACUUUGUUACAGAAAUUAUAUAAAGAACAUAUAUUUUUUUUAUGUCCUUGAGUUAAUUUGCACUGUGUUUAUGAUGUGGCACAGAGGGCACACAGUUUAGAUGUUUGUGCAAAUGUUAUUUCCUGAGCUGAGUACUCUUGGUUACCACGAUAAUUAACCAAAUUUGCUGUUUAACAAAUUUGGGACUUUUUAAGUCCCAGUUUUGGGCUUCACACAUGGUGAAAUGUUUAAGUUUGAAAUCCAGUCUGAAGCAUUAAAACCUCCACAUUCAGCACUUAAUGCCUUGAAAUGUAAACUGCCUGACACGGAUGUUAAUAAGCCGUAACACAGUGACUGCGCUGCUGUGCCAGAUAUCACUGUUUUUCUGUGCACUGCUUUUUUCAUUAUUUAUUCGUAUUUUGUACAAUACAGUGUAAGAAAGAAAAUGAAUGACUUGUUUCUCUAA
Molecule: messenger RNA, 2572 nt
Organism: Protopterus annectens (West African lungfish)
Lineage: Eukaryota; Metazoa; Chordata; Ceratodontiformes; Protopteridae
Product: serine/threonine-protein kinase 35-like
Exons: 3
Coding region: 256-1527 (423 amino acids)
Biological process (GO): axon extension; peptidyl-serine phosphorylation; autophagosome organization
Cellular component (GO): cytoplasm; autophagosome
Molecular function (GO): ATP binding; protein serine/threonine kinase activity
Source: RefSeq, a predicted model, not a curated record